This is a messenger RNA of Polypterus senegalus (gray bichir), 4481 nucleotides long. It is a transcript of the gene fanca, whose product is annotated as Fanconi anemia group A protein. NCBI's taxonomy places the organism in Eukaryota, Metazoa, Chordata, Cladistia, Polypteriformes, Polypteridae. The record is from RefSeq and is a predicted model, not a curated record. The coding region runs from base 66 to 4409 and encodes 1447 amino acids. The transcript is spliced from 44 exons. Gene Ontology annotation, biological process: interstrand cross-link repair. Gene Ontology annotation, cellular component: Fanconi anaemia nuclear complex.
ACCUCUCUUCACUCAAACAUGCCAUUAUUGAAAAACUACUAUUUGGCGAAAGCACCACGCAAUAUAUGAGGAUGUCUGGGGAUCUCUCGUUUUUAUCCGGGACUUGCUCCCAGUCAGUUGCUUCUCAAAAACGAAGCUUUUCUGCAUUACUGGCUGAACGAAGCUUAAAGAGGAAGCCUGUUCCAGAAAAUGAAAAGGAACUUCAGGAAGCUGCCGUUCAUCUCUUUAACCGUCACCAGAAUUUGGGAGACUUGCUAGUUGAGGAGAACCCAGUGCCUUAUAAAAAGACCUACUUAGAUGAAGAAAAUAAAUCUGGAAAAUCAAGGUUUUCUGCUAAGAUAACUAAUGGAGAUUCUUUGUUGGUCAGUGCUCUUUAUGAUCUUGCUUCAACCUAUGGCAUUCCUGUUGGUGUUUUGGCAGCAAGAAAAGUGGUGGAAAAAAUCUUGGAGCUCUUUCUGACUUAUGAUGAAUCAAGUCAAAGUGUUUUGCUUACAAGUGAAAAAAGGGAAAUUCUAGUUUGUUUAACUAAAUCUGUAAAAGAGCUUCGUUCUCAAAAUGCCUUCAGUCGCCAGAUAUUCUGUCAGGAGAUGUGGAGUGCAAAGCAUUCUUUACCCCUUGAACUUGUAUGGUAUCUGCAUAAGGAAAAUAUCACAUCCUUGGAAGAGUUUCUGGAAAGCAAUAGGAACUGUGUUGCUGUGUCUGGAUGGUUGUUCAGAAACCUUAAUUUGCUCUGUGGAGAAAUGAAUCGAGAAACUGACAUUUGCCAUUGUAUACUUUCAGAUGUUGUGACCGUGCUUGUGAGAUAUAGCUUCCAAGAAGCAAACGACAAGGAACCCAGUGUAAAACUGAAGAGAAUUCAUCAGGUGUGCUUUACUACUAUGAAUGAAAUGCUUUCAUGGGUUCUUGAAGUAGUCACUAAUGAAAAAGUAGAAGAAAAAACUUCUAAAGAGAAUGCUGCUCAGUUCUGGAUCAAAGUAUAUGAUGUCCGCUUAUAUCAAGGAGCUAUUGCUGCAGCCUCUCUGAGACAGUUUUUCACUCAUUCCCUGACAUACAUCUUAACUUACAAGCCCCAGUUUAAAGUUUCAGAUGCCAUUGGUAUGCAAUCGAAGUGGAGUUUUGCUAAAACAAACUUUUUGUUGACAUCGUUGUUCCGUAAGCUGUUUGUAUUGUUUGAUGCUGAGGAAUUGUUGGCACAUUUACAGCAAGUACUAGAGACCCUUGAAGUCAACUGGCAGAAUGUACUAUCCUGUAUAUCAUCUCUACUAGUGUGUCACAUACUUGCCCAGCAGAAACUGAAAGAGCUGUUGUCUCGGCUAUUAAAGAAUGCAUUUGAAAAUUAUGAUACAGAAAGUCUGAUUACUGCUUUCUUGUUGGUUCGCCAAGCUUCUUUGGAAGGUCCUGCUGUUUUUAACUCAUACUCUGAUUGGUUUAAGAAUUCAUUUGGGAAUGCUAGUAGUUACCAUGGAAACUGUAAGAAGUCCUUAGUGUUCCUUCUCAAGUUUCUCUCAGACUUGGUGCCAUUUGAACCCCCACAAUACUUAAAGGUUCAUGUUUUCUACCCUCCCUAUGUCCCAGCAAAAUACCGUUCUUCACUCCUGGAAUACAUAACUGUGGCAAAAACAAGACUGUCUGAUCUCAAGGUUUCUGUUGAAGACAUGGGUCUGUUUGAGGAUCCAUCUGCAGCCGAAGCACCUACACAAGUUCAGUGCCAAGCAGAAAAGGAUGUGGAAAAAGCCAUUGCUCUAUUUGAGAAUAGUGGCCGUAUCCCAGCCAGUGUAAUGGAGGCCAGUAUUUUUAGAAGACCUUACUACAUGUCAAAAUUCUUGCCAGCUCUAUUGACUCCACGCUUGUUGCCCAACAAGCCUGACUCUAAGGUAUCAUUCAUUGAAUCCUUACGAAAAGCAGAAAAAAUCCCAGCAAACUUUUACUCUUCAUAUAUUCAGAGCUGUGAAAAGAUUAAACAGCAAAACAAUGAAGGUGCAUUUCAAGAGAUGGGUAUUGCUCAGCUACAAGAACCCUGUCAACUUUUGAACACUGCCCUUGAAGAGUUAAACUGCCUUAUAAGUGGCCAGAGCAAGUUAGAAGAUAUCACUCCUCAAAUUUCCUUGAUUUCGAACCAUUUAAGAAAUAUUAUUCCACAUAAUAGUAAUGAAAGUUAUCUCAAUAUGCCAUUGAAGUUGGAUAUCUUAACACCAAAACUAGAACCUUUAGAGAAUAAGGUCACAGAUGACAUAUUGAAAAGUUUCUGUCAGAAUAUCUUGCAUGCUUCAAAAUUUGGUCCCCCUGAUGGUAACGAAUGCUGGGCUUCUGUCUUUAUGAAGAUGCUGUGUGACCAUAGACAAAUUUUGCAAAUAGUUUUAACCAGAUUAUUGCACUUGAUUUGCCACCAGGGGUCCUCUCUAACAGGUGUACAUAUCUUAGGAUUGUCUGCUUUUGUGAUUCACUUUCAUGAAUCUAAAAUCAAGGUCACACUUGUCAAUUCAGGUGUAGACUGUGAUAACCUCAUUGACUUUGCUGAAUGUUUAAAUAAAUUAAUGCUAUGCAACAGUGAAGAAUCAAUGACAUUCUGUUCAAGGUUUUGCACUGCAGCUUUAACUUACGGAUUUUGUGUGUGGAACUUUGCUUCUGUAGAAGAAAUAAAGGCCUGCAUUCCUAAGGGUUUUUGCAAAAAGAUUCAAUACAUAAUCCCAAGACUUUACGCAGAAGUUCGAUUUGGAAGUUUUGAGGAUGAAAUAACAAGGAACAUUGUACCUCCUUCUUGUGGUUGGAAGAAGUCUGCUCUUGCCCUGUAUAAUUAUCACAAACUUAAAGAGCUUGUAAUGCUACCAGAGUUUAAGUUGACAUUUAAAGACUGGAUCAUGGCUGAAUUGGAUGUUCAGCCAGGAAAAGAUUUUCUUUUGGAUAUGGAAAGGCAGGAAUAUCAGCGCUGGAUUUGUUAUCAGCAGUAUUUAUCAUCUUCUUUUAUUUUUGGAGGCUUUGCAGGAGAUUUGGAAAGUGAAUGCUCUGCCAUCAUUAACACAUUGGUGGAUCACAGUCAAAGAUCAAAGGUGCCUUACUGUAAUAUGAGCAAUGGAUUAGAGCAUGGUACAUGUUAUUCAGAUAUACUUUGCAGACUACAGGAGUUGACACUGGAUUUAGAAUUAAUGAGGACAAGAAAAAUGUUUACUGAUGAUAUGCAUGAAAAUAGACACUUCUUAUUUAAUGUGAUCAAAGAGAGGUUAACAAAGUUACAAGAGAGCCAAAACAUAAGUAGCCAACUAAUCAGACAGCAAGAAAUUGAAGUGAUCACAAGGAUUAUACUAACGCUCCCUCCUACAAUGCUUUUAAAACACUACAAAGAUAGAAGUAAAGUCUAUUUGAGCUGUGAGGAGUUUUGGAAUUUUGUGAAUACGGAGCAAAAAAAUUCCUGUUUCAGAGGAUGUGUUCUUCAGUAUUCACUGACAGCACAUUUCUUCAGGGGACUGGUGAAUUCAAGUAUAUUUUGUGAAAACCCUCACCAUGUUGUAUCUGAACUUCUAACAGACUGCAUAAUGGCUUGCCCUUUGCUAAUCUCUUCUGCUGCGUUUUGGUGGCUUAAAUUAGAACCUGUACUUCAGUCCCAGUGGAACAGGGUUGGAAGAGGGCACCAAGCUGUAGCACUGGGGAUGAUGACAGAAUGCCAAGCUUGGGCUAAAAGGUCACUUUGUGGUGAAGUAAACCGCCCUCCAUCAGACUCGCCUUUUGUUUUGGCUUCAUUUCUCUAUUUCUCCUUUUUAAAACGGACUGAUAACUGCAGCAUGACAGCUGUGCUGGGGACCAUGUGUGAUGAUAAUGAGCAGGUGCUAAUUUUCCUUUUGUUUUUAUCAUUGGUUGAUUUGAUCAAUGUUCAUCUUCAUCCCAAGGACAACAUGGAUUUAGCAAAAGUACAGAAGUGCUGUACAGAUAUUGUAAAAUGUCUUGAAGAUGUGGGGCAAAUGCUGGUUAUUUUCAACGACUCCGGUGCAGAACAAGAAAUUAACAAAACAAUGAAAAAAAUGAUGUCAGAUGUUGAAAUUCAGAUGCUACCUUUUGCUUUCUACAGCCUUCUUCUAAGUCUGGACCUGAAGGUGCGUGAUUGCAUUCUCCAGCAUAAGGAUUUCUUGAGAACAGUACUGCGGAUGUACAUUGAGCUUCUAAAGUUGUCAUUUGAUGGAUGUUCCUCAGAAAGCAAAGAAGAACAAAGUUAUGAGCAGAUUAAUGUGAUUGAGUUAGUCACUACAGCUAAGAAGUUUCUUCUCCAAGUUAUUUCUCAGACCCCGGAAAGAAACAUUUUCAACAGAAAGCAGUUGGAAGCCAUUUGUGGAAAUCACGAUCCUGAAGUAAAAGCUGCUCUCGCAUUCCGUCUGCAGGCAACUGGAAAUGAUUUUCUAGAUGGGCCAGACUUUGUGUAAAUGAAUGUUUUGAACAAGACAAUUUCAGAGAUGUUAAGUGUUGAAAAUACUAAUAAAAGUUUCUGUGCUACA